This is a messenger RNA of Mangifera indica (mango), 3888 nucleotides long. Its product is annotated as protein MEI2-like 4. Gene Ontology annotation, molecular function: RNA binding. The coding region runs from base 570 to 3473 and encodes 967 amino acids. NCBI's taxonomy places the organism in Eukaryota, Viridiplantae, Streptophyta, Magnoliopsida, Sapindales, Anacardiaceae. The transcript is spliced from 14 exons. The record is from RefSeq and is a predicted model, not a curated record.
AUCAAAUAAAAUAAACAAGAGAAAACACGAAUACUUUCCUGAGACCACAGAUCAAUCGAUAAUCAAUCAGCACCACCACCUCACGCCGUUAAAAGCCCGUCAUCCUCCACCUCGUCUUCUGUACAGUUGCCUUCAUUUCUCUCCUCCGGCGGGAACUGAAACUCUCGCCGGAGAAUGUUUGCUUUGUUUUGGUUUUGUUGACGUGAAAUGUAGGAAAGAAUCUAAUCAAAUUCAAAACGGUGCGUACAAGGCACAGACAGACAGAUGAUGCCUUGUUUCUUCAAUUAGAUUUCCUUGCCUUAAGCCGUAAUUUAUUCCAUUUUAAAAAAUUUAAUUUCUAAUUUUUAAAUAUCUCCCUCCCUCCGCCUUCAAGUUUGAAUUCCGCAUCGUGUCAUUUCUCUCCUCCUUCUCUCUUGAUUCAAAGUUCUGCCUCUAAAUUCUUAUUUUUUGAUUUGUUAAUAUUAAAUGCGAGAUUUUAUAUUAAUUCAACCAACGCAGACAUAUUUGUAAUAAUAAUCAAUCAACUUAUCUCAAUACGGCACACUUUUGUGUCGUUUUGCAAUUUGAUCAUGCCUUCUGAAGAGCUGCAGGGUUUAGCUGAAGAUAGGCAGGUCGGUUUUUGCAAGUCAAACACGUUGCCUGGCUAUUAUGCCAGCAGGAAAUCAGUUGCUUCAUCUCCUCUAGACAAACAUAUUACUGUGGAAUUUCAGACUGUGCAAUCUCUGGAACAUCCCGAGUCUUUCCUAAUGCGAGACCGGGAAGUGAAUCUUUGUUUAGACCGGUUUGCAGUGGGAGCAGAGAGAGCUGUUAAGCAGUGCAUGACGUUAUUGAGACCUGUAGACAGUGAGUCAGUGACCAGAUCCAGUUUGUUUGUACAGAAUGCAUCUUCUUUUGUAGAAGGUGACAAAGUUAAUAAAAUGGUUGUGCAACAUGAGAGCAGUCUCUUCUCAAGCCCAUUGUCAGAGUUAUUUAGUGGGAAUAUGAGAUUGUCUUCAAAUAUUGCACCACAUGGUUAUUCAGUUGAUACUGUAGCCUCGCAUUAUGAGGAAGAGGGACCUUUUGAAUCUCUUGAAGAAGUUGAGGCCCAGACCAUUGGAAAUCUUCUUCCCAAUGAUGAUGACUUAUUUUCUGGAGUGACUAGUGGGCUUGACUACAUCAUCCAGCCCAGUAGUGGAGACGAUAUGGAUGAGAUGGACAUUUUUAACAGUGUUGGGGGGAUGGAUUUAGGGGAUGAUGGUUCUUCUGCGGUAGAAGAAAAUUCUAAAAUUUCUGCUAGUAAGCUUGGGGUUUGUAAUGGUGCAAUAACCGGGGAUCACCCUUAUGGGGAACAGCCUUCUAGAACACUGUUUGUAAGAAACAUUAAUAGUGAUGUUGAAGAUUCUGAGUUAAAGAUCCUUUUUGAGCAAUAUGGAGAUAUCAGCACCUUUGAUACGGCCUGCAAGCAUCAAGGUUUUGUUAUAAUUUCCUAUCAUGAUAUUAGAGCUGCUCGAAAUGCAAUGAAAGCUCUGCAGAAUAAACUGAUGAGGCAUAGGAAACUCAACAUUCAUUUUUCAAUUCCAAAGGAAAACCCUUUGGAAAAAGAUAUAAACCCCGGCACUCUUGUGGUAUUUAACCUUGAUGCUUCUGUUUCAAAUGAAGAACUUCAUCAGAUUUUUGGUGUAUAUGGAGAAAUCAAGGAGAUCCACGAAACCACUGAACAGGGUCAUCAUAAAUUUAUUGAAUUUUAUGAUAUUAGAGCUGCAGAGGCUGCUCUUCAAGCAUUGAACAGGAUUAAUAUUGCAGGGAAGCAAAUUAAGGUUGAGCCAAGUCAUCAUAGAGGUUCAAAACAGUGGUCAGUACAGCAGUGUUCUUUAAAGCUGGAGAAAGAUGAGUUUGACCAUUUUCUGUGGAGUAGCCCUCCAAAAAAUUUAACCAAGUUUUCUGGCGCAAUUUUGCAUGGCUCAGUGUCAUCUAGAAGCACAGAUAAUGGAAUUAGUUCAGGUUUACACUCUGCUAGAGAAGUCCCGUUUCUUGAACCUGUUCAUCCAGGGAUCCCUUCAAGUUUUCCAAACACCUUGCCCUCUUUGGUGAGAGUGGAACCAGUUGGGCCUCAAUCUGGCCUUGCUGAGUCUGGUAACUUACAGAAUCCUUUAAAAUUUGGUGUCCAAACCACAUUAAAUUUUCAUCCUCAGUCACUUCCGGAGUAUCAUGAUGUUUUAGCAAAUGGUGUCCUGUGCAAUUCUCCAAGUCCCGUUUCUGCAACUGUCAAUAUUAAACCAACAGAAAUGAUUGACAACCAACUGUUCAGCAGAGUUGGCUCAACUGGACACUCCAUUGGGUUUCGUGAAAAAGUUUUUGGGUCUGCUGGUGGUGGGAGUGGUUCUUUUCGUGCACACAAUUAUACUUGGAGCAACUCCUGUCAUCCCCAGCUUCCGGGCAUGAAGUGGCCAAAUUCACCAUCAAUGGUCAAUGGAAUUUGUAAUGCUUAUUCGCCAGGACGACUGCCUGGACUUCUAAGAUCACCAUCAUUUAUGGUGAACACAGUCUUACCGAUUGGUAACCACCAUGUGGGUUCAGCACCAGCUGUUGAUCCUUCUCUAUGGGACAGGCAACAUGCCUAUGUGGCAAAAUCUCCUGAGGUUUCUGGUUUCCAUCCAGGUUCCCUUGGGAGUAUGAGAAUUUCUAAUAAUUCAUUGCACCCUAUGGAAUAUGCCUCUCAUAACAUUUGUUCUCCUGUUGGUGGAAAUAUCAUGGAUAUGCCAAUUCCCUCAAAAAAUUUAGGGUUCCAAUCCCAUCAACAGAGGUCCAUGAUGUUCACUGGUGGAGGACAAAUGGUUCCCAUCAUGCAUUCAUUUGAUCUUCCUAAUGAACGUGCUAGAAGCCGUAGAAAUGAGGGCAGUGUGAAUCAGGCUAACAAGAAGCAAUACGAACUGGAUAUAGACCGCAUAUUGCAAGGGGAAGACACCCGAACAACACUCAUGAUAAAGAACAUUCCUAACAAGUAUACUUCGAAGAUGCUAUUGACUGCAAUUGAUGAACGCCAUAAAGGAACAUAUGAUUUUAUAUAUCUACCAAUUGAUUUUAAGAACAAAUGCAAUGUUGGUUAUGCAUUCAUCAACAUGACAGAUCAAAGCCAAAUCAUUCCGUUCUAUCAGUCAUUCAAUGGAAAGAAGUGGGAGAAGUUCAACAGCGAAAAGGUGGCAUCACUUGCAUAUGCUCGCAUACAAGGAAAAGCUGCUCUCAUUGCACAUUUUCAGAAUUCCAGCUUGAUGAACGAGGACAAAAAAUGCCGACCUAUACUCUUCAACACAGAUGGCCCAAACGCAGGAGAUCAGGUGCCAUUCCCAACAGGGGUUAAUGUUCGAACUAGACCAGGAAAGGUGUGGAAUGCCACCCCUGAUGAGAACUCUCAAGGAAACCACCUGAAUUGCGUGAAUGGGGAGGGUUCUUCCAAUGGAGACAGCUCUUUAGGUUCUGUAAAGGAGUCGGACUAAACUUUUUGUUGGCACUAAUCUUACAUAACUGAACUAUCAAGAUUACAUAACCCUAAAUCUGGGUGACACUACAUGGUUUGAGUUGUGACUGUACAGAAAAAAAAAAUUCUUCAUUUUAGAAGCAUCUGAAAGUUCUGGAGAAAAAUCGUUGAGCCGAUGCCGAUCAAUUUCCACAUUAAGGAGCAUCAAGUGGAGCUUGAAAUUUUGGACAUUAAAGAGUUUGUUGUAAACAUAUGCAUGUACAGGAUUGGGUUGGGUGCUUCGUCACUGCUUGAAAGAGGCGUCUCUGCUAAUUGGUUUCCGGCAAUUUCAUUUGUUAAUUUUGUCUAUUCUAAUUUUCUCUAUAUGUAAGUGUUUAAAGAAAUGUGAAUAGUGAUUGUGGAAAAUUUUGAAAUGAAGAUGCCAGUUCCAGUCA